Symsagittifera roscoffensis is the source of this 1888-nucleotide messenger RNA. RefSeq names its product ectonucleoside triphosphate diphosphohydrolase 6-like. NCBI's taxonomy places the organism in Eukaryota, Metazoa, Xenacoelomorpha, Acoela, Convolutidae. Bases 229 to 1554 code for a protein of 441 amino acids. Gene Ontology annotation, molecular function: hydrolase activity. The record is from RefSeq and is a predicted model, not a curated record. The transcript has 6 exons.
AAGUAAGAUAAUAGUUGCGCAGUGUAAUGUAUCGAAGAUAUGCGUAACCAUAUACUCAAACAGCCAGUAAUAGCUGACUUGGUUUCAGAAAACGUCUCGCAUAUAUUUCUGUAUUCAUUGAUGGUGGAAAACAGAAUUGUUUAACAAAUAGUCAGAAAUUAUCUGAUGUAUGUAUAUAGAUAUAGUGAGUAAUCUGCCAUAGAUCAACCAAAAUUGAUCUUGUUUUCAAUGUUGACAGACGAAAUGAGGAAGAGACACGACUCGAAAGAAGAAAAGUACCUCAGUUCACGAACCUCAAUGCGUGACUCAUCUAGUCGAGGUCAGACAAAGACAGGGCGCUUGCCGAAACCUAUUGUAUUAAUAAUCGGAGCUGCUUUGUUAUUUGGUUUUGUCUACUAUGGACCUUUCGAUUUUUUAUCACUUUCAUCCAACACACAUUACGUCAUAAUCAUCGAUGCUGGAAGUACUGGAUCCCGCAUUCACGUGUUUACACUAAAAGAAGCUGGAUCAGAUGGCUAUAAAUUAAUUAAAGAUGACUUCUACCCUCUGGAACCGGGACUCUCAUCCUACGGCAAGGAUCCGAAACAAGCAGCCCAGAGUCUGAAGCCCCUACUGGACUUCGCUCAUCAAAAGGUGCCAGUGGAUAGCCAUCAUCAUACAGUUGUGAAGGUCAAAGCCACAGCUGGUCUGAGAAUAUUAUCAGAAGAGGUCGCUAGCAAUAUUUUGAAAGAGGUGGAGAAAUUUGUGCAGUCCAACUACAAGUUCAAAACACUGCCUCAACUUGCACAAAUAAUGGACGGAACUGACGAGGGUCUCUUCGCCUGGAUCAGUCUCAACUACUUUCUGGACGACUGGGAGCCAGUGCCGAUGAAAACUGCAGCACUGGAUUUGGGCGGGGGCUCUUUUCAGCUCAUAUUUGAGACUGAAAGUCAGGAACAAUUACCAGUUGAAGCAAAAAGCAAUGUACUUACUAUACCAGUGGCCGGUAUGACUAGGAAUGUAUAUGUUAGAAGUUACCUCGGCAUGGGUUUAAAAGAGGCGAGAAAAAAGUUGUUGAAAAAGAUUCAAAUUGAUGGCGCAGAAGUACUAACUAGUCCCUGUUUGCCUGAAAAAUAUGAAGGGGACUGGGAACACGGAGGAGCUAGCUUCAAAAUUCAAGGAAGUUCAAGUUCAUCAUAUGAAAACUGUCUAAAUUCUGUCGAGGAAACAUUCUCAGGUGCUAUCACUCCAAUCAACGAACUACUCACUAAAGACUUAUACGCCUUCUCGUAUAUAUACGACAAAGCGAAAGAUGGAGGUCUGGUUUCUGGAGUUGAGGGAUCCGUGGUGACAGUCCAAGACUUCGCCAGAAUAGCCCAGGAUGCUUGCAGAAGUCAGCUAAUCAAUCAGAGGUUCCAGUGUCUGGACACAGUUUACAUCAAUUAUCUGUUUGCUCGUGCCUUCAAACUACCCGCAGAUUUCAGAAUGCACGUUGUGAAGAAAGUAAACGGAGAGGAAAUUUCAUGGGCGCUUGGAGCGGCCUUUAAAGAAAUGGACGAACGGAAAUUGUCAUAAAGAGUUGAUUUAAAUGUCAUGCAUGGUACUAUAAUGUAUAGCGUGAAAAAAAUUGUUUCCCAGAUAAAUUGAAUUAUGGUUAUAUAAUGUGUAGCGUGAAAAAAUUUGUUUUCGAGAUAGUUUGAAUCAAUACAAAGCUUAUCAAAACGCAAAAAGUAUGGUUAUAGGAAUGUGGUUAUGAAUUUUCGUCAUUAGUGAAUGACUAAUCUCAUGAUCUGGGGGAGCAAUCUACAGAGAGUUGAGCAGAGGUAGCAGGGCAAUUUAUCACAUGUGCAAUUAUAUCCCACUUGACAAAAUAUCCCAUGCCCUUUUACACCCUAUAUGCCAAAAUUUA